Molecule: messenger RNA, 1153 nt
Organism: Gracilinanus agilis (Agile Gracile Mouse Opossum)
Lineage: Eukaryota; Metazoa; Chordata; Mammalia; Didelphimorphia; Didelphidae
Gene: HMGB2
Product: high mobility group box 2
Exons: 5
Coding region: 148-771 (207 amino acids)
Biological process (GO): regulation of transcription by RNA polymerase II
Cellular component (GO): nucleus
Molecular function (GO): DNA binding, bending
Source: RefSeq, a predicted model, not a curated record
CAACGCGGCUCAUCAAGUUGCAGUGGCGAGGAGAACAGUGCAAAACAAGAGGCUGGGGAUUGCGUUAGAGAUAAACCAUUUCGCUGCAGGAGCCCCUGAGUGAGGAGGAAACGCCGCUCCAGCUACGAUAGAGAGAAGCUGUUAAGGAUGGGUAAAGGAGACCCCAACAAGCCGAGGGGCAAAAUGUCCUCCUACGCUUUCUUCGUGCAGACCUGCCGGGAGGAGCACAAGAAGAAGCAUCCGGACUCCCCUGUAAACUUUGCGGAGUUCUCCAAAAAGUGCUCUGAGAGAUGGAAGACCAUGUCUGCAAAAGAAAAGUCCAAGUUCGAAGACCUUGCAAAAGGAGAUAAAGCUCGGUAUGAUCGGGAGAUGAAAAAUUAUGUGCCUCCCAAAGGUGAUAAGAAAGGAAAGAAAAAGGAUCCUAAUGCUCCCAAGAGACCACCAUCUGCAUUCUUCCUCUUCUGCGCCGAACAUCGUCCAAAGAUCAAAAGUGAACAUCCAGGCCUUUCAAUUGGAGAUACUGCUAAGAAACUGGGGGAACUGUGGUCUGAACAAUCCGCCAAAGACAAACUACCUUAUGAACAGAAAGUUGCUAAACUAAAGGAGAAAUAUGAAAAGGAUAUUGCAGCAUAUCGUGCCAAGGGCAAGGGAGAUGCAGGAAAGAAGGGCCCUGGCAGGCCAACAGGAUCGAAGAAGAAGAAUGAGCCUGAUGAAGAGGAAGAAGAUGAAGAUGAGGAAGAUGAGGAUGAGGAGGAUGAUGAUGAAGAGUAAAUGAAUAUCCUGUUGUAAAGAUUUUUUGUGUGUGAUGAAAGUCAUUGUUUUGCUAAGAAUGUGAACUCAAGUGCAGCUCAUUGUUAGCUUCAGUAUAAAAACUGUACAGACUUGUGUAUAGGUAACGUGAUUCUUUGUAGGGAGAACCUCUAUUUUUUAAUGUAAGUAGAAGCUUUCAAGGGGACACUCCAGAUAGAUUUUAAAGCUUCUGAUGUUGAAUGUUUCUGCAUAUUUAAUGGUUUCUUUUGAAUUUCUUGACAGUGUAUUGUUGUAGCACCAUAAAGUCCUAGGAAGUAGUAUCAUAGAAAAUCUUAAGUUUUAUAGAAAACGUUGCAUUUUGUUUUUUUAAGAUAAAUAUUUUGUAAUAAAAUGAUGUACAUUA